Messenger RNA from Brenthis ino (lesser marbled fritillary), 1641 nucleotides. Lineage: Eukaryota; Metazoa; Arthropoda; Insecta; Lepidoptera; Nymphalidae. The record is from the annotation of a GenBank genome assembly.
AUGCAUAAAAGCAAGGCUAGGCUAGCUAAAUGGAGAAGGGAUGCUUUGGGUACUGGUGGCGGUCCUUGUAGCCAAGACAACCUCUCCGAGGUAGACAAGAAAAUCUUGUCUAUCAUCGGGGAGCAAGCUGUGUUUGGCGAUACUGAGCACCGAAUUCCAUUUAUCAGUGAACAGUUAACACCAGAACCAUCAACAUCAUAUGAAUUACCUAAUAAUAAAGCAGAUGAUGCGUAUAUUAUGGUAUUAUCAGGGCCCAUUACUGUGACCUCACCUUCCACAAAAGGUCAAACAUCCAACUUAUGCACUUCCCAAAUUCCAGAAACUGGUUCUCUAUCAGUAAAAAUGGGCUUAAACACAGAACCACCACUGACUGAUUGUGGCUUUGAACGAAGGUCAGGAGGAAAUAACGGAGAAUUUGAUGGUACAGAAUACGCAGUAUGCUCUGGAAGUGGAACCUGCUCCAAAAAAAAUAAACAAAGGAAAACAACUGAUGUCAACAAAGAAGAAGCAAAUAUCGACGAUCAAGAAAAAUCCUAUUUGUGGCUAUUUGUGGAAAAUUUGUGGCAGAGCGACAUAACUCUACGCAUAAUGAAACCAUGGCUUCAAUUAGUCAACAAAAAAGCGUUAGCAACAAAGAAUAUGAAAUUAUAUCAAAUAGGACAAGCGAUAACGAAAAUAAUGAAGGAAUUUUUAAUACACGCAAAGAAUGCAAAGGUAAACUUGACGAACUGUGGCUUCGGAGUCUUCGAGGAGUGGAUCUGCGAAGAAGGAUUAUCCACGACAUAUGGGAAGCUCCAAGCGAUGGAUUGGGACGAAGGUUUGAGCUCAAUAUUAUUCGACCAUUAUUCCGAAGCAAUCAUGGAGUUGGAGAAACGUCAACAGGAAUCAGAGGACGAAGUGGAAUAUUUAUCAUCGGCGAACAUGAAAGGCAUAUCCACGUCAUCCACGACUGCCAAUAUUCAGGAAGUACAUGUAGGUGCGUCCACAUCCAAAGACUCAGAGAUUAUGUUACCGAAGAUAUCGAAGAAGAACAAAUCUGGGAUAACGAAAAACAAAGUCACAUUCCUGAAGGAGAAAUCACCAUCGAAGAGGCUGAGGAAACUGAGCAGCGACGACGAAUACGAAGUCGGUCAAUUAUUCCAGGAACAACAGAAAAAUACUCAAGGGAGUGUAGAGGACGAGAGCGAACCGGAUGUGGACAUUCAUCCAGAAACGCCGAAGAAAAAGAGGAAAGUGACAUGGAACGACUCGGAUUCGGAGAAAGAAGGAGUGGACGAAGAAGAGGAUUACGCUUGUAUGGUCGCAAAUCUUGCUCAAGCUCAUUCAUUAGUACAGAGUACUGGAAAAAUCUCGCAAUCUAUCUUAGUAAAGGAUGCAGACGGUUAUAUCAAUAUAACGUCGCCGGGAGAGCGUGGGUGUAUGCUGGUGAAGUUAGAGCUUUACCCAUUCAAAGAUUGCGCCAAAUUACCGAAGAAUCAGUAUUGGACCAAGCGCACAUACAGCUCACUAACAGUGAUCUCUUCGCCAACAUCCCCUGCAUACGAUCUAGUAAUGAAACUGAGACGCCAGAUGACAAAGGACGUUAUGAAAAUCAAAAAUGUAAAGACCGAAAAGAAGGUCGUAUCAGGCUGGAAAAGUGGU